This is a messenger RNA of Hyla sarda, 612 nucleotides long. RefSeq names its product prefoldin subunit 1 (gene PFDN1). Gene Ontology annotation, cellular component: prefoldin complex; cytoplasm. NCBI's taxonomy places the organism in Eukaryota, Metazoa, Chordata, Amphibia, Anura, Hylidae. Gene Ontology annotation, biological process: protein folding. The record is from RefSeq and is a predicted model, not a curated record. Bases 159 to 467 code for a protein of 102 amino acids. Gene Ontology annotation, molecular function: protein folding chaperone. The transcript is spliced from 4 exons.
CUCACGUAUUCGGUUGUUUGGGACGGGGCGCAUGUCUCUUCUAAUGUGUAGAGCUCAGGUUGAAGCCGCUCGUCACGGUAAAGUCGCAGGCAGUUCUGUGUAUCCAUGACUGAGCUUUCUAAAUAUUCCUGGCCUUCACAGAACUUCAGGCAAAAGUAAUGGACACGCAACAAAAGGUGAAACUUGCUGAUCUUCAGAUAGAGCAAUUAAAUAGAACAAAGAAACAUGCACAUCUUACAGAUACUGAAAUUAAGAGCUUGCCUGAUGAAACUCCAAUGUAUGAAGGCGUGGGAAGGAUGUUUGUUCUUCAAACUAAAGAGAAAAUUCACAGUCAGCUACUGAGUAAACAAAAAAUAGCCGAAGACAAAAUAGCGGAGAUAGAGCAGAAAAAGUCGUAUCUGGAGCGAAGUGUAAAAGAAGCCGAAGAUAACAUUAGAGAAAUGUUAAUGGCUAGAAAAUCUAUGUGAUUGAAGUGAAAUAUUUCUUUAUUCCCAAUUGAGUAUUGAAAUGAUUCAUGUAGAUACAUUCAGCCUUAAGACUGUUUUGUAAGCCUUUUUGAGUUGCCAUUGUGUACCCUUGUUAAAUUAAAUGAAAUGUAUCAUUAAACCUUUA